Messenger RNA from Fusarium venenatum, 222 nucleotides. NCBI's taxonomy places the organism in Eukaryota, Fungi, Ascomycota, Sordariomycetes, Hypocreales, Nectriaceae. The record is from RefSeq and is a predicted model, not a curated record.
AUGAAGCUGAUUCAAGGAAAAGACAAACUCACCAAGAUGACGUCAAAUUCCGAAGGUAAGGCUGUUGAUCGAAAAUCGGAUCAAAAUGCGCAGAGACAAGAUGAAGGCUGGACUAAUGAGGGGACAAAGAGAUCGUUAGCUGACGGUUACACAAGAAAAGAUGCAACGAGAGUUUCGCUCUUUGCUCAAUCUUUGGACCCUAAAUUGCAGUGCAGUAGAUGA